UUGUUGUUCUCUUUAUUUCGGUUCUCUCGAGAUUUUGAAGAACUUUCCAAUUAUGAACAGGUUAAAACGAAGCUUAAGUCUAAGAAGCUCAAAAAGGCACAUACCAGAAAGCGUAAGACCGCAAAUCUGGGAAAACGACAGCUACAAAGUUCGCAAUGGAGGAGUUAGUUUUCCGGUUAAGGUAAGUCUUUCUAAAUAAAGAGACUUUUACUGGCAUUUGUUGUUGUACUUAUUGGUUAUGAACUUGCUAUAAUGACGACAGAAAAUAUAUAAGUGAGUAAAUCCAGAUUUUCGAUUAAUUUGAGAACGUGCAAUUGCUUUAGUACGUAGGAGCAAUAGAAGUAACUGAAUCAAGAGGAACCCAAGUUUGUGCCGAGGCUUUUCGUAAGAUGAAAGAGGUAAGCUUUCUACAUGAACUUCUUUGAUUUCCGUUCUAAAUAUAACAGUCUGAAACGGGGUCUUCCUCUAAAGUCUUUGCUGUCACUGCACAUCUUUUUAUACCGUAUCGCGUCUUUGCUCUUACGUUGGUUAGCUUAUAGACAGAUAUUACCAAGUCGUUGGAUUGAUAACUUUCGUGUCGAUCUGACAAGGCCUGUUAAUUCCUCUCUCUAGGUUGGCACUGCGAAGAAGAAACGAAUGCAACUUCUUGUUACGGCGGAUUGCUUGCGAGUUGUAGAUGAACAAACUAAGGUCAGUGAUAUGUAUUUUUUUGUAGUAAGCAUUAAUUCGAUUGAAAUUCAAUGUGUGUGAAAUGAAUAAUGGUUGUACACUACGAUCUGACAUCAUAUGAUUAUCGCCAAAACUUAAGAGUGGUCGGCAGUAUUGCUUAUGUGUUUUGAUGGCUGUUGCGUUUGAAAGUUUCCUUCAAUUCUAUUUUUUUCUGUUACCCCGGUGUUACUCAGCAAUGCGUGUGAAAACGUGGAAUUAUAAAUUACAAAUUGCCUUACAAAACCUGAGAUCUGUCUUACCGUAUAUCAACAACAAGAAAUAUCGAUCGAAAGUUGAUGUGAGAUUAAAUGGUUCAUCGGAUUCUUCAUUGAUAUUGGUCUAUUGUUACUUCGAUCGUUUCUUCGGAACGUCGACAUAAUGGAUCGACAAUUUCCUGGAUGCUUGGGAUACUAUUUUACAAACGUUAAAUGAUUAUAUUUUUGGUUUUUAUUGUUUACUGUCAUUGAAAACUAAAUAUACGAGACCGGGAACACUAAAAUACACCAAAGAUGUUAGUUCAAUUACUUGCUCUACUUUGUUUAAUAUUUAUUCUUGAGGUCCACCUUUUUUUAUAUAUUAAAUUCUGUCUGAGCAGCAAAAGCAGCAACACCAAAAAUAGGUAUUGCAUUUAUGGUUUUGGCUGGAUCACAACAUAUGUUGUCAAAAAAGGAACUUUGUAGAAACAGCUGAAUUGUAAAAGAAAACUGUCUUAAUGUUUAAAGAUGAAAUAUUUGAUAUGAAGUACAGGACGCGUUUGAAUACUCUUAAUUUUAGACUUUUUUCUUGGGAUGAAUAAUCAAGUGAUCUCCACAUUUAUUUUUAAGGCAGUCAUUUAAAAGAUCUGUCUUUCAAAGCUGAUUAUGUGUUUUCUUCUCAAGCAUGUUUAUGACUAUUUGUUUAUUGUGAAUCUAAGAUCCUGUGGUGGCAUAAUGUUUUAUUUAUUUCAAAUCAUGUCUUCUUAAUAAUCUUGAAAGCCAAGGAAAAUUUUGAGAUAUUUAGUUUUGAACAAUGACAUUUGACAUGCAGAUGUAAAUGCCAAGUUGUUAUUAUUCCAGUGUCAUUUUAACUUUGUAUCCCCACUUGUACUAUUGUAGUUAAACUGAAUGUAAAGGCUUGCCCCAGUUGGAGACCUUUGCUCUAAUGUACCUUUCAUUGGCUUUGAUAAUUGGGGAGUAAGUGUUGAGCUGGUCUGUGUGGUAGAGAAUUAGAUCUUCUGAUGGUAACUUUGCAACAAAUUGGAAAAUAUGUGUGGUAUUUUACAUGAAAUCCCUCCUUGUUAGACUUUGUUUUGAACAAAUUGAGGGGAAAGAAGGAAGUAGCUUGUACACUUUGAUAUUAGCAUAGUCCCCUAAUCCAUCUACACAGGGCCCCCCCUUAGAGAAGUUGAUGACAAGUGAAUAAAUAGAGUUUCAUAAAAUCGGAGAUGUAGCUAAAAGCUGGCUGCUGGCUAAUUUCACCAGAUGAGAGUUUACUACUGGCUCAAAUUGCUCUGGAAAACAAAGACAUUGGGACAUUUUGAAGGUGCCGCAGUUGACUAAAAAGCUGACUUGACUACGCUACGCUUCUGAUUAAAAAUGCAAAGUUUUGCUAGUAUUUACCAAAGGACUGAGAACCAUAGUGAAGGAUUCAGAUUAUUAUUAAUCCUUAGUAUAUGCAUAAUUCAUAUCCUUAUGUGUGUGCAUUUUUUGUGGUAUGUAAUGAGCUUGUCACUAUAAAUGAAUAUAGCCUCAAAUAAGAUUCAGUAAAAGAAUUGUUACAUUACAUUUUGCGAAAAAGAUAACAAGAGUUGAAAUAAUUAUUUUGCUCUUCUUUCUAUUUUACCCUGAACCUCCUGCAAUUAGAAGAUUUUGAUGGUAUUUCUUUAUUUACUCAAUUUAAUUACAUAGAUAAAUUUUAAACUAUUAAGUAAAUUUGUCUCCAGUGAUUUAUUAUAUUUUCACUCUGCUGAUUAGCAGGACUACAGUGUAUGGGCAUUUUUGAAAAAACUGUUUCAGUAGUUAGUCAAUAAUACUGUUUUCUGGUUUCCUUAAAAAUAAGUCCGAAAAAAUAAAAGAAGCCAUGAUAACUAUUAACAAUCAGUUUCGUGGUUAUUAUUAUUUUUUUUUAUGUAUAGCGUGAUUCUUUCACCAUGCCUGCUGGCUCACAUUUUUGUCUUUUUUGUGCAUUUGUGUAGACAGAAGCAAAGAACUGUCAAACAAAAAGGUUAUGAUAUAUGAAAUCAUAUGUAUGCAUGUCAGAAGUUUGUGGUUUAAAUUGCUUUUGGGUGAAAAACAGUGCAAUUUGUGGUUUUCAUGGGGCUCUAUAUGAAAGAUGAAUUGGUAAAUAGUCAAACAAAACCUGAAAUAUAAUAAUAACCUCAAAACAAGCAAGUUUACAGUUGAGAUAGUCUUUAAAUCGUGUUAGUCUCAGAAGAGUGGAAUGGUAUCUUACACACUCUCUGUAUGUGGACUUGCUUGCCACACCCAAACACAUUUUAUUUAUGUAUUUCUUUGGUUUACUUUAAAUUGAGAGCUUUCUGUGACCAAUUUUAGUUAAAUAUUUUGUUGAAAUUGAAUAUUUCUGAUUCAAGUUGUGGGUUUUAAAUUUGAAGUGCACAAAGUGAAACAUAUUUUAUGAAAGCAAGCCUGGAAAUUAUUGAAUUUAAUUUGAAUUCACAAAGAAUAUUUUUUGAACACUGAAUUCUAGUUUUUUUGUUUUUUCUUGAGAUGAAAUUUGGAAUAAUGUAUUCAAUAUACUGGGGUAUUAUUUUUUCAUAUAAAAAUUUCUGUAUUAACUACUUGUGCAUAAAUCGGUGUUAUGAGAAUUUUAGCUGUCCGCUCUGGUGCAGAGUGCAAUAACCUUAACUUUGUCAGAAUGUGCCUAAUUAAUUCAAAUUCUUUAACCCAAUAUAUUAAUAUGAUAAUAUGAAAUUUUGGUGCCCUUAUAUACAUGUAUCAGCUGCUCUCGCUUAGUUUUGGGCCUGGAAUUUCUAGCCUCUCAUAGAUUAAUAAUAGUUAUUUUUGACAGUGCGUAAUUUUUAUUGAAAACGACUGAAAUCAACUUUUAAAACAAGAAACACUAUUGGUUAAUAUUGAGAUACUUUCUUUAGAUGACAAUAUUUUUAAAGUUGUGAGCUAAUUAUUUUAAACAAAACUCCAUAGCAGAAUAUAGGUGAUGGACCCUGAAUCUGGGAUGUUCAUAAUUAAUUAUACAGAUUGUUUCAUUUUUCAUUUCUGGUGAGGAAGUGCUGGUGUUGAAUGCAAUUUGAAUUUUGGAUAAAAUUUAUGUCAGCCUUUUAAUAAUUUAACAAUUAGUGAAUGAGGCUGAGUAUCUUAUGAAGAAUUAUAGAGAUCGAGUAGGGUAUUACAGCCUCGACCGACAACACCCUCCAAGAUCUCCAUAAUUCUUCAUAUGAUACGAAAGCUGCAUGAAUUCAAUAAUUGUUUUAUUAUUCAUUCAAAAUAGUUCCUAGUUUAAAAACUUGGCUAGAACAUGCUUACCUCCAUCGAUCCAUCGAUGUUCAUCUUCGAUACUGCAUGUUUAGGGUUGUUAAGCUCUGCAAAUAUUCUCCAAAUAGCAGAUAUCGCCCUUUGAGUUGUCCUCUUGCUGUUAUUGCCAUGUGUUUAGCUAUUAUUUUGCCUAGAUCUUACUCUUGAAACAAGUGAAAUGUCCCCCAUUUCUGUUUUCACAACCAAAACAACUCAACCUCGUCCCAGGUCUUCUCGGUUAACGUUGCAUUAACCUGCAAGAAAGCUGCACUUUUGACGUCAUCGGUUCAUUAAACACAAAAUUCUUCCAAAUUUAGUCAUCAGUAGCUGUUUAUGGUGAAUUAUGCGUGUGCUUUUAGCCAGUCAGAAUCGGGGAAAUACUUUGAAUGAAUAAUAAGAAAUAUUAAUCAUUUAUCCAGCAGAAGACUUUGUCGUAUCUUUGUAGGAAAAUUUUGUGCCAGUUUAUUGUACAUGUAUAUAUUAUCUAAUCAUUCUUGCUCCUAAUUUGUUGAUUGUUGUGAAUCAGUGAUUAAUGCCAUUGUCACUUCUAUGUUUCAGUCACUUGUUAUUGAUCAGACAAUUGAGAAAGUCUCCUUUUGUACCCCUGAUCCCAGUAAUGAGCGAGUGUUCUCAUACAUCUGUCGUGAUGGAACCACAAGACGAUGGAUUUGUCACUGUUUUAUAGCCAUGAGAGACACAGUGAGUGUUCGACCUUCUUUGUAGCAAUCUCCUUUAACAAACAAUGUUGAGUUGUGUAGCAUAUCUCAUGUUAGAACUGUCAUGUGGUAGUGUAUGGAUUUCCAUUUUCAAAGAUUCUGUACUUUGUUCAAGUCAAGAUUGUACCCUUCUUUUUUUGCUUCAGGGAGAACGUCUGAGCCAUGCUGUUGGCUGUGCUUUUACUGCAUGUCUUCAGAGGAAACAGAAGGCUCAAGCUCUACAACAACAGCAUAAAGAGGUUGGUUGUUCUGGAUGACGUAUCAUGUUCCUACUGUGGUGAAGGUCCAAACAGUUUUUUGACUUGAUGUUAUUUGCUUGGGGUAACGGUGACACCAUUUUUUGUGUGUCAUAUCCUCAACCUAUUCAUAAGAGUACAAGUAAUAUUACUUCCACAGCUGCUUCAAAGUCAAACAUCUUGCCAUACAUUCCAACAUUAUUGAAAAAGUGCUGCUCUUGUCUUUAACUCCUUUAGACUCAAGUUCUUAAAAGUACUGUAUUCUUUUUAAGAGGUAGAAAGAACUCUCGGUUCCCUGGCUGUUAUUUAUUGAUAAUAAUUGUAUUUUUUAGCUGCAUAUAAUAAAUUAUUGCCUUUUUGGUAUGAAGUGCCAUACCAUACAUCAAGAAGUCAAAACCUGUUCUUCUUAUCUUAUUCUCACUUUUUGUGUGUAUUUGUUUGUUUCCAAUUGUAGCAGCAGCAGCAGCAGCAACAACACCAAGGAGGGCAGCCUUCUGCCUCAGCAACUGCCACACUCAGUACUUCAAGCACUGCACCACUGGUGAACGGGACAAGUCCAUCAAAUCAACCAGCACCUCAGCAGCCUUCUCCAGGGAAAAUUACUACCCCUACCCCUACACCCUCAUCAACUACAGUCCCUAUAUCUGCUGCAGCAGUGCCGUCAAAUGUCUCUAUGGCUCCAAUUAACAAUGGCACUGUGGUUACUUCAACACCGCAACAGCAGUUGCCAUCUUCAAGCCAACCAAAGCAAAGCAAUGCAGCUACUCCCAUUCUUAAGCCCCCACCUUCAGUUGCAAGGCCACGCCCACAACCAUUCAACCCAUCACCUUUUACUCGUCAUAUGUCUCUGAGAUAUCGCUCCAAUCCUCUUUCUUUUAUGCCUCUUCGUGGAGAUACAAGUGGCUAUGAGACCCUUACAGAGGAGCCAUCUGUUCCUCAGUUGCCUCCACCUAUGGAUGCCAUCACACUGCAGAACAACACACCAUUCACAACAUCUGGGGCUCAACCCACUGGGCCACAGAGCAGUACUCCAAGGCAACCAAACAACAUGUACAAUGGGUUGGGUGCAAAUUCACCAUCAUCUGUACAAGCCCCUAAUACAUUGCUGAACUUGAGUAGAGGAAGUAAUGUACCAAGUACAGCAGCAGUACCAUCACAGCCAUUUGCUUCCUCUUCAGCGUCACCUCAAGUCAAGGGACCCACCCAAUGGAGCACCCCUACCCAGCAGCCACAUCCAGUUAAGCCACAACCACGACUUUCUGAUGCUGAGAUGUGGCUGGCAACUGCCUCUGGAAAGGCAGUGGAGCCAGCAGGGACAACAGCCCAACCAAACCAAGGUCUCCUUACAACUGUAAACCCAUUUGCAGAAACAGCAUCACAGAUUGAUGCACUUUCAAAUGCAUGGACUAGUGAUUUGAAGGCUACUUUGCCAUCAAGUGGUACCUCAUCUCAGGGAAAUACUUCCUGGUCAGCGGCAUCUUGGGAACAAAGUUCUGCACGUACAACAAAUGGCAAUGACUUUGCUUCUCUAUUUGACUCUCGACAGAUAAGUUCACCACCUCGAGUACCUCUCACUAAGAAGGAUUCCAAUCCAUUUAGCCCAUCUAGUCAGGAUCAAGUGUUUUGGGUGUGAUCGCAGUGUAGCUGAUCUGUGAGGGGGUCACUUUACUUAUAAUUAGAUAAAGUGUUUUUUUAGAUAACUCUAACAUUAAGAUAAGUUGGUGAUACUGUAGGGAUAGUUUGAUUAGUCUCUUCUUUGUUAGUUUGAUGUUGUCAUGUAUUUGAAAUUUUGUUCAUACGUGUAGUCAGGGCAACAUGAUAAAGACAUGUAUGCAAGAUUAAAAUAUUAGUAUUUGAUCUUGAAUACUAAGCUUUGAAAGUAAUGCAACCUUCAUAUUAGAAAAUUAUUUUUAGAGGCUCAAGUGUAGAUAUAUGUGUUUAAGGGAAGGGCUGUUUUUUUUUUUAAAUCCUAUCAAGCACUAUCAAUGGAUAGUCAGACCUCAGAGACAAAAAUAGCAACUCUCAAACUCAGUAAAAAUCAUUGUUUUUUAUCCAAAUUAAAAUAUAACUGCAGCCAUCACACUCGCUAUUAGUCUUGUGUUGAAUUGCAAUGGUUUUCCAUUGUAAAGGGCUUAAACGAAACCCUGAGAGCAGGGUUCACAAAACUCUUUCAGCAAAUUAAACUUCAUGGUUCUUUUAGUGGAUCUACAGGGUGCAUAGAAAGUCACUUUUAAAGCUUGCCAUUUGGGCAAGCUGAAGCUAGCAUAUACUAGCCCAAACGUCAUUUCAACUAGCCCCAAAAACAUUUUGAUGGGCAGAAUUGAUUUCACAGUUCUUCUGUAAUUUGAAUUCCUCGUAAAACUUAACUUGCCCGCCGGGCAAGUUAAGAACAAAAUCCACUAGCCCAGGGUUAUCGGACUCUACUUUCUUUGCACGCUGAUCUAAAGGGGAGGCUAGUCUGCACAAAAUAAUUUAAAAACUCUAUUGUAAAAUACUAAUAACAAUAUUAACCACAUGUGUAUUUAAAACUUACAGUAUUUACUAUUACAUUAUAAAAGCACUAAUGAGCUUCUAUUGAUGCCUGUAAACAACACAAUGGGCCAUCAUUUCACUCUGUUGCACCAUCCGUGGCUCAAAUGAUUUAAGUGGUUGUUCAUUGUAAGAUUUCAUCCAAACACAACAAAGCUUGUACAGUGUUGUGAAAGCACUUUUAUGAAAUUUGAUUCUAAUAGUUAAUCCUUUUUGUUAAGUUAUUUCAUGAAAUUUUGUUACUAAAAAGUUACCAGAUGUAAUAAUGGAAGCUUGAUAUUUUGGAGUGGUUUAAGGAAAGGUUUACUGCCGAAGGUGGAUUUAAUAGUGUAGUUGUUCUGAUGACAGGGUUGAAGGGGGGAGAUUUCUAAGUUAUAUGCAACUGAAUUUUUUUAUUGAUAUUGUCAAGAUCACCUUUGUGGAAAAGAGUAUAAUAAUUUCAUUCUUUUUGUCUCUCUUUAACUUCAGAUAAUUCAUAUUUUAGUACAAUGUUUGGUAGAGUUUUGCUUUGUUCAUAAAUUUUUAGACAAAUAAGUCAGUUUAAGAACUGUUUUGACUUUUAGAUGAUGGGCUUGCCACCUUUUCAAAGAUUGAAGGUAUUCUUAGUUUGUAUUUUAAAUCUUUACACAAUUUAGGGAUUUUACUAUUGUUACUCACUCUUGUUUUCUAUCUUCAUGGGUGUGUUUCUCACUGUUUUUAUAUGCACUGAAAUUUUUGGUAAGUAGGCCAUGUGCAUCAUACAAAGAGACUAGAUGAGAAGGCAAACUUUCUCUGCAUUUCCAUUUAAGAGGAAAAAAAAAUGAAGCUGCAACUUACUUGCAUGCCUGCUAAACCAAUGUGAGAAGUAUUACUUAGCUUGAGCAUUUCAUUAUUCAUUUAACACAUGCAGUGAGCAAAAUUAGUCUUGCAUAAGUUUGUGUAACAGAUGAGAGAUUACAGAUGAACGUGAAACGAUAUAGUAGGUUGUUAUUGCUCCUGUUCAUGCAAUUAUGACUUUUAUCUAUAUUCACUUUAUAGAAAGAUUUAUAGCUUGUUUGCACCAGGGAUUAAAGAGCAAUUCAAUGUCACUUGCAUGUUAUUAUAACUUAAGGUUGUCCUUAAUGGCUUUUACAUGUGUAAAAUUAAUUGUAUUAUAAAAAUUGGCAUACAUGUAUUACGACCGUAUAGUUGGUAGAUUUUUCACUUAAAGAUUUCAGAAUUAAGUGUAGAAUUAAAACUUAAAUAAAACGUUUAGAAGUGAGGGUGUGUUCCCAAAGUAUUUUGUGAAAAGAAUCCAAAGAAUAUAAGAUCAAGAGUUUAAUCUUGGAUUCUUUCAAAGUAACACACCCUCAUUGUUAAUACAGUGCACCUGUGCAAUAACUGAAGCUUGAGGAAGUGGAUCAGUUACUUCUAUAUCCUCUCAACUUUGGUUGUUGUGGAAGAAACCCUUUAACAGGAGAAAAGUAUGGUGUACUUUAAUGGUCUUGGAUUCCUUAUUUGAAAGCGCUGCCUCAGAACCAAGGAAUCUCUUGUUUGUGGUUAUACUUGGCUGGUCAGAGUGCGUGUAGGUUUAUGUGAGCAGUGAUACUUACAAGACAUUGACUCUUUUUUAAUGCAAAUUGUAUUUUUUGUAAGGAAUCCAUGAAAAAAGGUCUGGUAUGAAUAAAUUUAUCUCUUCGCCAUUGGCAUCUUGAUGCCUCAUGUUGCAAAAGCAGCAUUUUAAAAUUAAUUUGCUUUACUUAUCUUAUUUUACUAUUUGAUUAAUAAUUGUGCAAGACUGGGUAGUUGUUGUAAUGUAGAAUAAUAUAUUUUAAAACAAUACAUACACAGAGGAGCUUGCUUGUGGACAUGCAUGCAACAUGCACAACCUUGUUCUUAUGGUCCUAGUGAGAGAGAACCCAGGAACCAAGGUUGCAACUAGAUUACAAAUAAGACUAAGAUGGGGGACUAUCAUGUAUUAGUAAAAUCCAACUAGUGGUCUAUUAGCAAUGCUGUGCUCUGAUUGGUUGAGCUACUACUAGGCUAUAUGUUAUAGCCAACUAGUAGUGAAGUGCUGGCUUUGAAAACCAAAACAGUUGUGGCUGAAUCGCAUUUUACUAGCUAAAGUUGUUUUGUCUCAAUAUUUUUGACCAACUAGUUGGAUUUUACUAAAACUCCUCUUGCCCGCAUGGCCUCUGAGUCAAUAUCCAAUUCAGCCUUUGGCCUCAUGGGCUAUUAACUCAGAGUCCAUUUGAAUUAGAGGAAUAAUAAUUGUUAAAUAAUUUUUGACACGACUAAUCUUGUCUGUAGGCUUCUUUAUACAGUUUCAAUGAACAGGGCUGCAUCACUGUAAUUUAGUCUACUUGAUGUAACUAUACUAUACCUUAAGAGAAUGUAAUACUUAGCGUUAGUGACAGGAUUAGAUUUGAUAGUAGUUUGCCUCGACAAAGUAUCAAUGCUUGUUCAUCGUUCCCAAAUUUUCUGAACAAGACCAAAUAAUGCAAUAUUAUUAAUCGGGCCGAGAAAAAUUUGGGAAAUAUAUUUUCACACCUUCCUUAUUGACUUGUAAUUAAGUACUAUGCUUGCCAUUCAUGAAGUCUCGCAAAGAUUUAGAAAUCAAGUAAAGUUUGCUGAAAGUGAAG
Porites evermanni is the source of this 10256-nucleotide messenger RNA. The record is from the annotation of a GenBank genome assembly. NCBI's taxonomy places the organism in Eukaryota, Metazoa, Cnidaria, Anthozoa, Scleractinia, Poritidae.